This is a messenger RNA of Lucilia cuprina (Australian sheep blowfly), 2215 nucleotides long. Its product is annotated as tyramine beta-hydroxylase. The transcript has 6 exons. The record is from RefSeq and is a predicted model, not a curated record. Gene Ontology annotation, cellular component: secretory granule membrane. Gene Ontology annotation, biological process: norepinephrine biosynthetic process; dopamine catabolic process; octopamine biosynthetic process. Bases 1010 to 2215 code for a protein of 401 amino acids. Lineage: Eukaryota; Metazoa; Arthropoda; Insecta; Diptera; Calliphoridae. Gene Ontology annotation, molecular function: copper ion binding; dopamine beta-monooxygenase activity.
CUUAAAGCGUGAUGACAAAACGGGAAAAAAAAUUUAAAAUAAUAUAUCAAUUAUAAAAAAAAUAAAACUAAGAAAUCCCAACACAGGAAAAAGCCUAAAAAGAAAAAGAAAAUUUAUAAAGAAAAUUAUUAUCAUAAUAGUGAAUGGCAAAACUUUCUAUAGAAAAGGAAAGAAAACAAAGCAAAGCAAAGCGGAAACGGAAGUAAGCGGAUUUCCUGAUUUAGAUAUUGGCGGUGUGAAAAAAAACAAAGUGAAAAGAAAAUACAAAUAUUACAAGAAUUCCUGUAUGAAAAUGGGAAGAAGAGAAAUAUAAUAAAAUUAAAGAUAAAAAUUAAAAAUAGAAAAAUAAAUAUUUUGCAAACAAAUAAAAUAAAAAAAUAAGAAAAAGUUGUGUAAGAGUGUAUAAGUUUUUGAGUGUAGGCAGUGCUGCUAAAAAUUGAUAACGUAAAUUAAAUUACAACAUAAAAUAAAUAAGAAAAAAACGUAAAAUAUUUUACACAAAAAUAAAUUAUUUAUUUAAUUAGUUAAAGGCGGUGUUGGUAUAAUUAUAAAAUAAUUUAAAGUGAAUGAAGCUUUCGAAGUUAAAUUAAACACGACAGCAGGCUGUGUCAUAGCAACAACAACAACAUUAAUAAUAAUGUAAUAAAGCCCUCUAUUUAAUAACAAAUUUAAAUAACAUCAGUUUAGAUAACGACAGCAGCAGCAACAAAAAAACACAACAACAAAAAAAUUUAAAUAGAAAAAAAUUUGUGUUUGCAGAAAAAAAGACAAGACUUUUAAAUUAAACCAAACAAGACAUAAAUUUAUCCUUGUGUUGGUAACUGUAUCCUCUUCACUGAGUUUGACAGAUAGUAAAGAAGAGAGAGAGUGAGUGAGAGUGUGUGUGUAUGAGUGCUGCUGGUACUUGUAUAUUUAUAACAAGUAAAUGUUGAUGUUGUUGUAAUUGUAAUUGUCCUCCAACAACGUAAGUCUUCAGCUUCCGUGUAUCUUUGUAUGUGUUAGUUUUAUAAUGGCAUUGUUAGCGGAAAAAUUAAUCACAUCCAGCGGAAAUACAACACAAUCAACAUGGCCACAGCCUUGCCAACAACGACAACGACCACGACAACAUCAACUUCUUCCACUUCCUUUAAAACAAAGCGACAUCAGCAGCAACAACAAAGACACACAUCAAAUAUCUAAGAAUAUUGUUAUCACUAGCAAUAACAAAAAAUCCUGUUUUUACUCCAGCCCCAUUAUGAAUUCUUCUUGGCUUUUUGUAGUCUACUUAGUGGCAGCGGUCACCUUAUUGCCACUUACCGUAAUGGCCAAUCGACUCUCCGACACCAAACUGCAUGAAAUCUAUUUGGAUAACAAAGAAAUUAAACUCAGCUGGAUGGUGGACUGGUAUAAGCAAGAAGUACUUUUUCACCUACAAAACGCCUUUAAUGAACAGCAUCGUUGGUUUUAUUUGGGUUUCUCGAAACGUGGUGGUAUAGGAGAUGCUGAUAUUUGUUUUUUCGAAAAUCAAAAUGGUUUUUUCAAUGUUGUUACGGAUACCUACACCAGUCCGGAUGGUAAAUUUGUACACAAGGAUUAUCAGCAGGAUUGUGUACUCUUUAAAAUGGAUGAAUAUACUUUGGCGUUUAAAAGGAAAUUUGAUACCUGUGAUCCAUCAGAUUUUCGUAUGCAUGAAGGUACCAUGUAUGUUAUGUGGGCCAGAGGUGAAGUUGAAUUGGAACUUACAGAUUAUCAAUUUCCCUUUCCAAAUGUUUCCUCCCAAGAGUCGGGUAUUAAAAUGAUGCAACUAUUGAGAGCUGAUAAAUUUCUUAUACCAGAAACUGACCUUAAGCACAUCGAAAUAACCCUCGAUGAAGUAGCGGUGCCAGUAAAAGAAACCACUUAUUGGUGUCAUAUACAAAAACUUGAUGAUUUUCUACAGCAAAAACAUCAUAUUGUACAAUUUGAGCCACUGAUUACAACACCCGGUGUCGUACAUCACAUGGAGGUAUUUCACUGUGAAACCGAUUGGAAUGUCGAAAUACCACUGUACAACGGUGACUGUGAACAAUUGCCGGCCGAAGCAAAAGUCUGUUCAAAAGUCAUUGCCUUGUGGGCAAUGGGUGCGAGUACGUUCACAUAUCCACCUGAGACUGGUUUGCCAAUUGGUGGUAAAGCAUACAAUCCCUAUAUACGUUUAGAGGUGCAUUUUAAUAAUCCUGAACUAGAGAAAGUUUAA